AACGUUCACAAGUCACAAUAUCAAAGCAUCAACCACUUGUCUAUUGACAUCUUUCAUAAAGUCAUCACAUUUAGACAAUAAUCACCAUGGAAGAAGAGAAACACCAUCACCAUCUGUUCCACCACAAGAAGGAGGAGGAAGAGGGUGGUCCAGUUGAUUAUGAAAAAGAAAUCAAGCACCACAGUCAUCUCAAGAAAGCCGGUGAAUUUGGUGCUGUUGCUGCUGGUGCUUUCGCCUUGCAUGAGAAGCACAAGUCAAAGAAAGACCCAGAGAAUGCACACAAGCACAAGAUAGAAGAAGAAAUAGCAGCAGUUGCUGCAGUUGGGGCUGCUGGAUUUGCAUUCCAUGAACACCAUGAGAAAAAGGAUGCCAAGAAAGAGCAAAAAGAAGUUGAGGGCGGACAUCACCACCACCACCACCACCACUAAUAUUUUUCUAUUUUUGUUUAAUUUCUAGCAGCUAUGAACUGCCUAAAAUAAAUACUGUAAAAGAUAUGUGUUUCGUGUCCAGUUUUAAUUCUCUCUAGUGUGGAUUGAUUUGGUGUUUCCAUGUUAUUCUCGCCUUGUAAUACUUUGUGUAUCGAUUAAUUUGGUACUAUUUGAGUGUACUCCCUUUUUCUUCCUUGUGUAUUAAAAAUGAUUAUGACA
This is a messenger RNA of Lycium ferocissimum, 647 nucleotides long. RefSeq names its product abscisic stress-ripening protein 2. The record is from RefSeq and is a predicted model, not a curated record. The coding region runs from base 87 to 428 and encodes 113 amino acids. The transcript has 2 exons. NCBI's taxonomy places the organism in Eukaryota, Viridiplantae, Streptophyta, Magnoliopsida, Solanales, Solanaceae.